This is a messenger RNA of Aspergillus campestris IBT 28561, 895 nucleotides long. RefSeq lists its product as uncharacterized. The coding region runs from base 112 to 837 and encodes 241 amino acids. The record is from RefSeq and is a predicted model, not a curated record. Lineage: Eukaryota; Fungi; Ascomycota; Eurotiomycetes; Eurotiales; Aspergillaceae. The transcript has a single exon.
AUCCACCUCAAUCAACCUCAUUCAAUCAUCCAUCUAGUCUAUAACCACACAAUACCAAUCCCCAAAGAGCAAAAGGAAAAAAAAUCCGAAAGAGAAGAAAGAACAAGGGAAAUGCCAUCCAUCCCCCAGAUCUUCUCCUCCCUCCGCGACACCCCCCGCUGGACCCUCCACCGCACUCUCAAAAGCGCCAACCCGCAAGAUAUCCAGGGUUCACUUCGCGGGACGGCUUCUUUUACACCUUUGACCAGGAAUAACAAUAUCAAUGUCAAUCACACCAAUAACGACAACAACAAAAAUGAUAAUAACCAAGACAUCCUCUACUCCGAAGAAGGCAGCGUCCCGACGGGCCCCCUAGCCGGUCUCCGCUUCAGCAAGAAGUACAUCUGGCGGUUUACCUCAACUCCUGCGCCUAAUGGUAGCAGCACCAGUACGGAACCAACUGAAGGAGUGAGCGUCUGGUUCGUUAAGCCUUCCUCUACCUCAUCCUCCUCCACACCCCCAGGGAACACGGACACCCAGAAAGAAAACGUCGAAGCAGACUACCUCUUCCACGAAUUCGAAGUCCUGGAUGCGAAGGCUUUAUCAUCUGCUAUCUUGGAUGAUGAUACGUUCGUGACGCCGCCUGUGCCCCCUGCGGACAAUCAGAACACAGAUAAUACGACAACUGUCGUGGCGCGCGGAAAUCACCUCUGUAUCAACGAUAUGUAUCGCACGGCGUAUGCGUUCCGCGUGGGGCGCGACUCUGGCGAUGUGCUCAGCUGGGCGAGUCGGCAUGUUGUGCGGGGGCCGAAGAAGGAUCAGGAUAUUGUGAAUUAUUAUACGCGGGAGAUGGCCUAGUUUGGAUAUCAUAUCUGUAUAUACUAUAUAUAUCUUUGUGUAUAUGUAUACGUGUCAU